Messenger RNA from Gallus gallus (chicken), 8509 nucleotides. It is a transcript of the gene ARHGEF5, whose product is annotated as Rho guanine nucleotide exchange factor 5. The record is from RefSeq and is a predicted model, not a curated record. Gene Ontology annotation, biological process: intracellular signal transduction; activation of GTPase activity. Gene Ontology annotation, cellular component: nucleus; cytoplasm. Gene Ontology annotation, molecular function: guanyl-nucleotide exchange factor activity; protein binding. Bases 625 to 5838 code for a protein of 1737 amino acids. Lineage: Eukaryota; Metazoa; Chordata; Aves; Galliformes; Phasianidae. The transcript has 16 exons.
AGGUGUGCCCGGCUCACCUGGGAGCCGCGGUGCUGAUGACAUACCUGCAGCCCCGGGGGAAGCACAGAGAUAGUCUGCUGUCGCCCAGGGCAGGGGGGCUACAGCCGGAACGGCGCCGGGGGCAGCACUGGCCCCGACCCGGCCGCCGCAGGAUCCGAUGGGGAGGAGGAGUAGGAAGGAUCUCGGGAGAAGGAACUCGCCCUUAUCCUGCGGUGGGACGACGGGCCUGCUGCGCUCGACUGGGACGCGGGGCUCGGCCCGAUGCGCGUAGGUGUGGGUGAGCGUGUGGGGAAUUGCUGUUCGGGGAAGCCCCGCGGAGCCAGGUGCGGGGACAUCCGCUCCGGUGUCCACAGGGAGGAGGAGAAAGGAGCUUGUAUCCUUGGGAGGCCCCUAGCAGCCUUUUCUUGAUGUUCCUGUCCUUCACAGGUAGAGAUAGAAAUGUGGGCCCGGCCCCGGCAGCCGUAGCACUUUUCUACAUCGCUGCUGUGCCUCCCUCAUGGGAGUCAGGUCUUGCGCUGGUCACUGGACUGUGGACUUCAGAGGCCCUAGUGUCUCAGGGCUGCAUUUGAACUCUGGACACCUUGUUUUUCUCUCUGCUUUGCUCAUUGGUGUCUUGUGACUUUUAUGGCCUGUCAUGGAGGAACGGAAGAAGUCAGCAAGGGAAGUACCACGCCCUUGGAAGUUUGCAGCACUGCUGGGCAAGCCUGGAAUUCUGCAGUAGCUGAAAGAGAGCAUGAUGCCCCUCAUGUAUCAGUUGAAAUGAGCACCAGCCCACUGGAUUCUGCAGAGGGAGCAGAGCUCAGCACACCCAAGGACUUUCUUUCUGCUCCAGGGGAAGCAGCAGUAAUGCCAGGCAGAUCCUCUAACCCUGUACAAAAAGUGCCAGCAGGCCUGGAACAAGAGCAUGGUGAUGCAGAUCCUCAGAAGAGACUCUCAGAAUGGGAGGGAGAAAUAAUUUUAGAGAGUGGACUAGAUUGUUCACUGAAACAUAAGCAAGGGGAGCUGGCUGACCUGGAAAGCAACCAGGGCUUUUCCUAUCUCAGCCCAAUCCAGGAUGGAGCAGCUACUGGCAAUGCCAUCCCACAGUCUGUGGACCUCAGCACUGAAUAUUCUCAGUCCCAAACAGAACUGGCUUUUCAUGUCUCAGACCCUCAGGCCCAAUAUCAAAAAUCUCCUUUGGCUGAUGACAUUUCCUCUCAGAGAGAGGCACCUAAGUGCUUCUUGGUUUGUAAAACCAUUUCAGAGAGGCACUAUAAGGCUGAGCCAUCUCAGGGUAAGGUAGGGUCUUUGCAGGAGACUGAUGCUAGUGCAGAUGAGAAGCAAAGCAGCGAAAAGGUGUCACUGGCAACUGAUGAACAGCCUACCUCAGAGAUAACAGCAGAGGACAUGGCUAAACUUUACACUUCUGAAGAUGGUAAGGAAAGCAGAAGAGCGCUCCAUAGUUGGGAAGAAAAUACAGAGUCUUCCUAUCAACUGACUUCCACCUUAACAGAUGACAGCCAAAUAAGCUUACUACAAACAGGAGGAAAUAUCUCAGCUUGUGAAAUAAGGAGUAACAAGCUGUUCAAAGACCAGGGAACAGUAGUGAUUCCUAAAGAAAACUCAUCCACUUCUAAAUGCAUUCAUCUUGAAGAUGAUCACAGAAAAACAGACAGCAGACCUACCUCUUCAGUAUCAUGUGCUUUCUAUGUAAAGGAUACUGCUAAAAAAGUUAAGCAAGUGAAUACUUCACAACAUAAGGAAACAGCACAGGAGAAAGCAGUGUCUGAACUUCAGCAGGAACAAGAGAAGAAAGAGUGCAAAGACCGUAACAUGCAAGAAGAAGGAAAAUUUUUGAAGCCCAAAAAUCAAGAAAAAAAGGAACACAAUGAACAGGAACAGCAAUUACAGAGGGAAGAGCUCAGACUGCCAUCAGCUUUCCUUUUAGAGACACUGUCUAUGCCCAGGCAUAAAGUGGACUUCUGUGGUUUGGAAAAUGUUUUUUUGACUGAGCAAACUGGAACAGCACUUCCUGGGGAAUGUGGCUUCAUGAGAGAGCAUCUUGGUGAGAGUGUGCUGCUCAAAGCUCAAGUUACAGCAGUGGGUUCUAGAUGUCAAACACCUUCUGCCAGCCCUUUCCCAUCAGAGAGCCUGAACAUAGUGGGUGAAAUUCCAGUGGUGCCUCUGCACAUGUGCCAUAUCUCUGACCUGGAAGAGCUGGAAGACUCUGUCCAUUUUUCCAUCAGCAGUCAAGAUAGUGUAGAAGUUAACUGCGAUGACAAGAUAAGGCUGGGUGGGGAGGGUGAGCACAGUGGUGAACCUGGAAAAGCUGCCCAAAUAUUCGACAAAAGAGAAGCACCACACUGUGGAGUGGCAGCACCUUCUAGCAUAGAGAACCCAGAGGCUUCUGUGCCAGUAUGUUCCUCUACUGCUACUGGGAAGAUGGACCCACCUGAUCCUAUGGAUCCUCAUCCCAUUGCAGAAAACUUACAAAAAGCUGAGGUUUGUGACUUUGUUUCAGAUUUACCCUCUGAGCUCACCUCUGUGGGUAACACAGGGAAGACACUUUCAAUGUCUGACCCACAGCAAGAGGAGGCCAGUGGAGGGACCCUGGUGAACCCUGAGGACUGUCCUAGUUCCAACCUGAACGAAUUGCCAUACUCUAUAGAGAAGCAUGCUAACCAAGCUGUUUCUGUGUGCAUGCAGAACUUGGCAUCAGUGGAAACUAUUGUUUUAACUGCUGAUCCAGAGGAGGACAGUGGUUCCUAUGAACUGCUUGCUCCUGAGGAAGACUUUCGUGAAGACCUUUGUGGCUCAUCUUUCUCUGUAGUAUAUACAAGCUCUCUUCCUGCAGGGAAGAACCUUCGUGGGGACAGAGAAACUCUGUUUUUCAUUGCAGAGCCUCUGGAAUCACCUCAAAAGUGGGGCAGGACUUCCACUCCCUUUAACCAACCAGAAGGAAUUCCGCAGUACCAACCUCCACCAGAAGAAAGUGCCAUUAUACAAGAAAAUGAAACUGGAACAAAUGUGUUUCACAAAUCACAACAGGUACCUUUACUUGAUCAGUCUGACUGGAAGCCUGGAUCUAGAAUCUCAAGCAUCUUGAGCACCCUAACUUGGCCCCCUGAAGCAGAUAUGGUCCUUGCUGUGAACCAAGGACAACCUCUGUCUCCUAUGCCUAAUACAAGCCUAACUCUGGUGUCUAAGCCUGAUACCAAACACCUUCCUUCCCAUGUCCCAAGCCCUGUUCAAGCUCAGGCCCCUGGACUUAAUGCCAAUCACUGUGUCCAGCCUCUAGCCCUUGAGACUUACAAGACACUGACUCCUGUACCCCACUCCAGGCCAAAUCUAAACUGUAACGUGGAUGAUCAUGACUUACUAGCCCUUACUAUAAGACAUCCUCUAUGGACUGCCGCUAUUGUAUCUGAUGCUAAUAAUGCCAACUCUUCUCCUGAUAGAAGUCUAACAGACAAAGUUGUCUUUGUUCCAGCAACUAAAGGGCGCAAUCUCUGUGAUUUGGGUACCCAGGAUACAGAGACUUCUAAUGACUCAGAGGUCAGUUUGUUGGCCAAAGGCUUUUCUGCUGUUGGAAAUGAGGCAUUGGCCAGCUGUUCUGACACCAGCACUGAAACAGUGAUUCAGCACAUGGGUAUACAGUGUGAAAAAUCCUCACCUGACCACCUUUGUUGGUCCUCACUGGAAGAUUUGAGAACAUUCACGGAUUCCAAGAGCAGAGACUCUGUACAGUCCCUUCCAAUGCUAGCAUUCACCAAUCCAAUUCACUUUCUCCAACUAAGCCCUCCAUCACCACCAACUGCUCAAACAACCUGCCAAGAAGAUGAGGUAUCAAGAGAGCUGCAGUGGGAGCAGCGGACAAACCUCUUUGGUGUAGACACAAAGAACAUCCGAGCACCAUCAGCAAUUACAGAGAAAAUAGAAAGUGAGGGGAGAGUCAAGCAAAGGCUAGAAGAACAACAACAAGAACACCAUUUGGUGUCUCAAUUAAAGGAAGAAGUACCCAAACAUUUACCUUUGGAAAAAUCAUUAAGCUGGCCAGACAAAAAAACAAUUGAGGUAGUUGCACAAGAGCCAAGAGUCAAUCAAGAAAGUCUGAGUAAGCGCAGAGUGAAAAGCAAGGACUGGCACCGGCAGGGCCUGAAGAGGAUAUCCGUACCACCAGACGUCUUGCAGGAAGUCUGUCCCGUUCCUUCAGAGGAAGAAGCACACAAGGUGCACAGGGAACCACCAGUCAGUUCAGAAACAGUUAUAUUACGAGAGAAGAAACUUGAAGAUACAAUGGGGACCUUCAAACGUCGACACUCCAAACUCAUCAACUCCUCAAGGUUGCUGUAUCAGGAGUACAGUGAUGUGGUUCUGAACAAGGCCAUUCAAAGCCAGAAGAGAGUGGAUUCUUUUGCAGAGGAUACAGAAUCGAGUUUGCCAAGCUCCCCAAGACUACGAAGGAAAGUGUUGUCUCCCCAGGACUCGUAUUUGCAACGUCUGUCAGUGUCAUCAAAUGCAUCCCUCUGGCAGGAUAUUCCCAUGAUCCGGGGCAGCAGAAUGCUACUCAAUAUGUCCCGUGAUGAGCAGAAGCUACAAGAGGCCAAAUUUGAGUUGAUAAUGUCUGAGGCUUCCUACCUGCGCAGUUUAAAUGUGGCAGUGGAUCACUUCCAGCGGUCAGCAGAACUCCAGGCAAUUCUCAGUAAUCAGGAGCGUCAGUGGCUAUUCUCACGCCUUCAGGAUGUACGUGAUGUCAGUGCCAGUUUCCUUUUUGACUUGGAAGAGAAGUUUGAAGAGGACAUGUUCACCUUCCGUGUAUGUGAUGUGGCUCUGAAACAUGCUCCUGAGUUCCGCAGGGUGUAUCUACCGUAUGUAACAAACCAGACAUACCAGGAGCAAACCUUCCAGCGGUUGCUGAGUGGAAAUGCAGGAUUUCAGCAAGUCCUGGAGAGAUUGGAAAGUGAUCCAGUAUGUCAGCGCCUCUCGCUUAAGUCCUUCCUCAUCCUCCCUUUCCAGCGCAUCACUCGACUUAAACUCCUACUACAGAACAUCCUGAAGAGAACUCGGCCUGGGUCUGAGGAGGAAGUGCAAGCAACACAGGCCUAUGAUGCACUUGAAAAGCUCAUCAAGGACUGCAAUGAAAAUGUUCAACGCAUGAGAAGCACUGAAGAGUUGAUCUACCUCAGCCAGAAGAUUGAAUUUGAGUGCAAGAUAUUCCCACUUGUUUCACAGUCAAGGCGACUUGUGAAGUGUGGUGAAUUAACAGCGUUGGACUUCAAUACUCCAAGUCCAAAAUGGAAAGUCACCACCCGUCCUAUCUACCUACACCUCUUCAACGACUGUCUGCUCCUGUCUCGGCCGAAGGAGGGUGGACGUUUUGUUGUGUUUGAUCAUGCUGCUUUCUCAGAUGUACGUGGGGAAAAGUGUGAGAUGAAACUGCAUGGAGCAAACAAAAAUGUUUUCCGUCUCUUUCUACUUCAGAAUUACCAGGGAAGGAGAGUGGAGUUUCUAUUUCGCACAGAGACACACAGUGAGAAGCUGAGGUGGAUCUCUGCUUUGGUUCCUCCGCAAGGGGAACUGGACCUCCUGGAAUGCCCUGAUGCACCACAGGUUCAAUGCAUAAGGACAUACAAAGCUCGGGAAAAUGAUGAGCUAGCUUUGGAGAAAGCAGAUAUCAUCAUGGUUAUGCAGUACAGCAAUGAUGGAUGGAUGGAAGGAGUGAAACUUUCAGACAGGGAGAGGGGGUGGUUUCCCUCAGAACAUGUGGAGCUCAUUUCCAGCAAACAAGCGCGGCAGAAGAACCUGAAAGAAGAACAACGUGUGAAGAAUGCCAAGCAGCAAGUCUUCUGCAGGAAAUAAUUCUACCUUGUUUGGAUCUGUGCAGUCUCCCUGCUACUGAGAAACCAAGUUUUUCUAUUGUUCCUCAGAAUAAGUACUUCUGCAAAGAGUGUAAUACACAUGGGUGUCUUUCACCAAAAAAAGUGGGCAUUCAACUGGGAAAAAUCAUUCACUUACAUUCUGUCACAGAAUUACAGCAGCAGAAGGGAAAAACGUUGCAUGUAUUGCUUGCUUUGUGUUAGUAGGCAGUGACUUUAAUUGUACAGAGCACUGGGAUCUGGACUUCUGGAAACAUAUUCUGGUUUUACCACUGACAGUUUACUUCAGAAUUCUGCCUUAGUUUUCCUAUCUGUGAAAUGGGGGUAUACUUACCUACAUCACUGGAUGUUGUGAAGCUAAAUUCAUUAUUAUUAACCUACUAAGAGCUUUGAGUUCCUGAGAAAAAAGGUGCUAAGCACGAAGCACAGCAUUAGAUGAGGAGAAUUUUCCAUUUGAAUAUCCUUCUCAUGUCUUGAGAGUAUUGAUUACCAUACUAUAAUUUCUACUUGAAACAAUGGAUCUACUUGAUCAUACAUCUACUGUUCAUUGUUUUGUUUUCUUUUUAAAAGGCACAGGUACAAUGAAGCGCUAAGUUGAACUCAGUUUUAGCACGCUAUUAAGAAUCCUCAGCAUUAGAAUACACACUUGAGUUUUAGAAAGUUUUUCAAAGUCACUGUGGUGAUUUCCUGCACCUUAAGAAGUAUAAAGCUGAAUCACAGAAUUGUAGGGGCUGGAAGGGACCUCCAGAGAUCACUGAGUACAACCCCUCUGCAAAGCAGGUCCCCUACUGCCAGCUACACAGGUAGGUGUACAGGUGGGUCUUGAAUAUCUCCAGAGAGGGAGAAUCCACAACCUCCCUGGACAGCCUGUUCCAGUGCUCCAUCACCCUUAUCAUGAAGAAGUUCCUUUGCAUAUUGAUACAGAACUUUCUAUGCUCAAGUUGAUGGCCCUUUCCCCUUGUCCUGUCCCCACUGACUGCUGAAGAACCUGUCACCUCUCUCCUGAGCCAGGGUCCCACUAAGCCAUCUGAAACAACCCUGUUUUCCACUCUACCCCCACUCAAAGUAGAACAGUUACUUUUUACAAAGAUCUGAUGUUGGUAUGUGCCAAAUAAGUGUCUAGGCACUUGGUAUGAAGGGGUAUUUUCCUGCUGCUCCAGUCUUAUAGCUGAUAUGGUACUGCAGCCACCAUUUUGCACACUUACGGUAAACACUGAGAUAUUUCACCACUGUAGAUAAAGUCAAAGUAUGUGCCAGGGACUCUUGUUUUUGUAGAACUCUCCAGUUGUAAGUCCAGUUUACAUGUAGUUCUGCUUUUGUGCAGAACCUGUCUAUUUGAGGACAUGCCUUCAACUGUAAGAUAUUGUUGCUGCAUUUAGUUAUGUCAAUACAAGAUCAAGUACAUGACUCAAUAUACCAAAGAAAACCUCUUUAUUUCUUGCAUUUAAUAUAUUUAAAGAAUUAGCUUCGUAUUUCCAGCUUACCUUUUCUGUAACAUUCUACCUUUUAAUUCUCAUAUAGAUUGUGGUAUAGCUUAUUUCAGCCUAUUUAUGUCAGUAAUUGUAGCUGGAUUAAAAAUAAGUUUUAGUCCUGGUAAAUUCAUGCACCUCUCCUGUUAAAAUAAAAAAAAUCUGCUUUCCUUAUUUUAGAUUUUCAUAUUAAAUGAGGGUAGCUAUUUUCUGAAUGUUUUCAGAAAUAUAUUCAGUAUUUUAGUUUAUUUUUCCCAUGAACACUCCUUUCUAAAUUAAGUGCAAAUAGCUAUACUUAGCAAAGGAGUUGAGAAAACUUGCUUUACUAGCCAUGGUAAUGAUCUCAAGAGCCUUAUGAUAUACGUUUGUGAAUGCCCUGGAAUAGUUGCUGCUGCAGGUUUCCUAGUGGUAUUAAUCAUCAGUGUAUCAAGGUAAGCUGAAAGGAUGACCUAGAGAAGAAGGAAUUUGGGUCUACUAGUAAUGUGCCAUUUUUGAGCUCCUCACUGCAAGAGUGAUACUAGCUUGAUAGAAUGCUUGCAAAGAAGAGCAACAGAGCUGGUGAAGGGACUAGAAAACUAGAUAUACAAGGUUAGGGAACAGAGCUGUUUAGUCUGAAGAAAAGGAGACUACGAGGGGACCUCUUAGAUCUCCACAACUAUCUGAAAGGAGGUUGCAGCAAGGUGGAUGCCAGUCUUUUCUCAAGUGACAAGUGAUUGGGCACAAGGAAAUGGCCUCAAGUUGUGCCAAAAAGUUAGACUGAAUAUCAGGAAGUUCCUUCUCAGAAAGAAUACUGAGGCAUUAGAACAAGCUGCCUGAUGGAAAUAGUGGAGUAACUAUUCCUGAAGGUAUUUAAGAGAUACAUGGAAGAGGCACUUAGGGACAUGGUUUAGUGGUGGAUUUGUAAUGUUAAAUUGAUGGUUGGACUUUAUGAUCUUAAGGUUUUUUCCAACCUGAAAGAUUAUAGGUUUGUCUUUUUAAUUUAUGGUCUGGACUACAGUAUGCAUUCACUUUUCUUGCCUAGAAGAACUGAAGCUGGUACCUACCUCAGAGCAAAAGUAAAGCCUUAUCUCAAACUACACUGUGACAUAAGAAAAGUUAUAAUCCUCAGCAAGAUCCACAGAUGUUCAAAGAUCCAAAAUAUCUGCUCAUCCAAGUUUUAUGAAAUACAUAAAGCAAUCACAAUCA